This is a messenger RNA of Ornithorhynchus anatinus (platypus), 1857 nucleotides long. RefSeq names its product transmembrane protein 221 (gene TMEM221). The record is from RefSeq and is a predicted model, not a curated record. The coding region runs from base 108 to 974 and encodes 288 amino acids. The transcript has 3 exons. Lineage: Eukaryota; Metazoa; Chordata; Mammalia; Monotremata; Ornithorhynchidae.
UCCAAGCCCACUCCUCUCCAGGGGAGGCAGAAAGUCGAGCGCGAAGUUUCUCUGUGGCUUCCGCCUGUCGGCGCCUGCAGGCCGGGCCUCCCCGCCCUCGGCGAACCAUGCCGUCGGCUCCCGGGCUGCUGGGGCUCCUGGCGGCCGUCAUGUCCGUGCUGUCCUCGCUGCUCAUCUUCCAGCUCCGGGCCGGCCGGGCCGAGCCGAAGGAGACGGCCCUUCCCCCGGGGGGCCUCUCCCCCGGGGCCGGCGGGCUGUUGGUCCCCGUCGCGGCGGCGCUGGCGGCGCUCUGCCUGGUGCUCAACGUCGGCUGUCUGCUCCUCACCCUCCUGCGCCUCUCCUGCGGCGCCCAGCUCAGCGGGGCCGAGCAGGGCACCGACAGGGCUGACUGGUUCUCCUUGGACAGCCACCUCUUCCGGCACAUCACCAUCGGCUUCCUCUGCUGCGGGGUCUCGGUGUAUUUUGCAGCUCUGUCCAUCUACAUGCUGCUGCUCUUUGAGAUUGAAACUGGCAUCAUCGGCGCCUGCAUCUCGUCUUCUGGCAUCGUCGUCCUGCUCAUUACCGUGGCCUACGCCCUCGUCAGGGCUUCCCGGGCUGCCCGGGGCGGUCGGCCGGAGCCGGCCCACACCCUCUUCGAGAACGGCUCGGCCCAGCGGGGGGACGUCCCCGCCGGGGGCCUCAGCGAGAGGGCCGCCCGGCGCCGGCCGGAGAUCCACCGUCAGUUCUCCUACCCGCCCUUCCUAGAGCCCCAGCUCCGCCUGGCCUCGCUGGGCGCCGGCGACCCCACCCCCGCAGAAGGCGCCGUUCCCACGGUGCCCCGGGUCCCCGCCGGCCCCGAGCUGCCGCGGACGCCGUCCGCCGAGUCGGGCCCGUUGCAGGCGCAGACCGAGUCCUGGAACGGGGUCACCCGGGAGAUGAGGGAUGUGCUGAGCAGGAAGGCGGGCAGCCCCGGGAAAGACUCCACAUUAGUGUGAGACAAAUCAUCGCAGGAUUAUUCAGCCCGAACGGUUCCAGGGAAUCUGGAACUGAGGGCCUCAGGUUAUGACCGAUUUUCCCUGAGCGGCAGCAAAACCUGGCUCUCCGUGGGGCCCUUUGGCUUCUCACAAAGAGCUCUUGUGUGCGUCUUUCAAAUUUCGCCAGCAGAGGAAGUAGUUGAGCCCGCCACCGUUAGGUGAGAAGAAACCUCUUGUAGCAGCAGUUUGGCAACUGCUCUGCACAUUUUACAGGACUAAGAGAUAUGGAGAAACACAGGAGGAGAAAAAAGGGGGGCGGGGUGGGCACAAAAACAAUCCCGUGAUUCUCAGAGUCGCCUCCCUGUGAGAUGUGGACAUCGUACCUUGUCAGAGAGCCGCCCGCCCCGGCUUCACGGACAAACCCCCAUCAUCUCGCCCUAGAGUGGGUGCAAAAGCUUUGCUGAAGGUUUCACCCCCUGGGCAUCGCUGCCAACCCAUGUGCCCAAAAGCCAAAUGCCAUUUCAGCCGUGUGUCUGAAGGUUGGCAAGAAGGAAGCGGCUCAGUCUGUGGCCAGAGACUGCCGGGGGAGGGAUGAAGGGGGAGGUCAGAAGGUGAAACGGAACACCCUGCCAUCCUGUAACUGAAAUGAUCCCUUUCCCUUUGAGGUGGUCACUGCCUCUGGGAUACUACUACCUUCGGUUUAUUUAGUGGAAACUGAGUUCAGCGGGGUUUAAUCAAUCGAUGGUACUUAUUGAGUGCUUAUCGUGUGCCGAGCACUGUACUGAGCACUUGGGAGAGUCCGCUAGAUUUAGCCACACUCACCCAGUAGCAAAGAGAAGCAUGGCCUAGUAGAAUGAACUUGGGAGUCAAAGGACCUGGGUUCUAAUCUGGGUUCUGCCACUUG